Podarcis raffonei (Aeolian wall lizard) is the source of this 4915-nucleotide messenger RNA. RefSeq names its product phospholipase C beta 3 (gene PLCB3). Gene Ontology annotation, molecular function: phosphatidylinositol-4,5-bisphosphate phospholipase C activity; calmodulin binding; calcium ion binding. The transcript has 33 exons. NCBI's taxonomy places the organism in Eukaryota, Metazoa, Chordata, Lepidosauria, Squamata, Lacertidae. Gene Ontology annotation, biological process: lipid catabolic process; phosphatidylinositol-mediated signaling. The record is from RefSeq and is a predicted model, not a curated record. The coding region runs from base 4 to 3573 and encodes 1189 amino acids.
GCCAUGGCCGGGGCGCGCCCGGAGGUCCACGCGCUCCAGCUGGAGCCCCUGAAGGUCCCGGAGACCCUGAUGAAAGGCAGCAAGUUCAUCAAAUGGGACGAGGAACCAACAAGCCGGGCUCUGGUGACCUUACGGGUUGACCCUAAAGGAUUUUUCCUCUACUGGACUGGCCCAAAUAUGGAAGUUGACGUUUUGGACAUCAGCUGUAUCCGUGACACUCGGACCGGGCGCUAUGCCAAGCUACCAAAGGACCCGAAGAUCCGGGAGAUUCUUGGCUUUGGGGGGCCAGAGCAACGGCCCGAGGAGAUGCUGGUGACGGUCGUGCACGGUCCAGACUUUGUCAACGUCAGCUUCCUCAACUUCAUGGCAGUUGUUCCGGAUGAUACGGCCAAGUUGUGGACCGAGGAGCUGUUCAAACUAUCCACAAACAUCCUGGCUCAGAACGCCUCGCGGAACACCUUCCUGCAAAAAGCGUACACUCGGCUCAAGAUCCAGGUCAAUCAGGAUGCAAGGAUCCCUGUCAAGAACAUCCUGAAAAUGUUCUCAGCUGACAAAAAGAGGGUGGAGACGGCUCUGGAGUCCUGCGGUCUUAAUUUUAACAGGAGCGAAUCUAUCAAACCUGAAGAGUUCACCCUGGAGAUCUUUGAACGCUUCCUGAACAAGCUUUGCCUUCGCCCAGACAUAGACAAGAUCUUGCUAGAAAUCGGAGCCAAGGGGAAGCCUUACCUCAGUCUGGACCAGCUGAUGGACUUUAUCAACCAGAAGCAAAGAGACCCCCGUCUCAACGAGAUUCUCUACCCGCCACUGACUCGGGAGCAGGUGCGCCAGCUAAUCAACAAGUAUGAGCCCAACCAACAGUUCCAGCAGCGUGACCAGAUGUCAAUGGAAGGGUUUGGCCGCUACCUGGGGGGAGAAGAGAACACCAUUGUGCCCCCCGAAAAGCUGGAUUUAAGUGACGACAUGACCCAGCCGUUAAGCAGCUACUUUAUUAACUCUUCACAUAAUACCUACCUCACAGCUGGGCAGCUGACAGGCAAUUCCUCAGUGGAGAUGUACCGGCAGGUGUUGCUGAGUGGCUGCCGUUGCAUUGAGCUGGACUGCUGGAAGGGGCGCCCCCAAGACGAGGAGCCCUUCAUCACACACGGAUUCACCAUGACGACUGAAAUCCCUUUCAAGGAAGUCAUAGAGGCCAUUGCUGAAAGUGCCUUCAAGACUUCACCUUUCCCUGUUAUCCUCUCAUUUGAGAACCACGUUGACUCGGCAAAGCAGCAGGCGAAGAUGGCAGAGUAUUGCCGCAGCAUAUUUGGGGAUGCUCUCCUUAUUGAUCCUUUGGAUAAAUAUCCGCUUCAGCCUGGCGUAGCUUUGCCAAGUCCCCAGGAGUUGUUGGGCCGGAUCCUGGUGAAAAAUAAGAAGCGCCGUGUGCACGGCAAGGGAUCUGAAGGCAGCAUUCGGAAAAGGCUCCUGGAGCAGACACCCAGCUCCUACAGCGAUUCAUCCGGAGUGGGUGAGCCAGGCUCUCCUGCGCUAGGCUCUCCUUUUGCAGAGCAGGCUGAGAUAUUGUCACCAGUCAUGACCAACGGUGAGGAGAAGUCUUCUGACAGAAUAGCGAAGCUGGUUGAACCCCGCAAGUCUAUUGACCGUGAAGCUGAGAGUGAAGAGGAGGAAGAGCAGCCGGACCCCAAAAAGCCCACGACAGAUGAGGGCACCGCAAGCAGCGAAGUCAAUGCCACAGAAGAGAUGUCUACACUGGUGAACUACAUCGAACCUGUCAAGUUCAAAUGCUUCGAGGUGGCCAGGAAACGCAACAAAUCUUACGAGAUGUCUUCCUUCGUGGAGACCAAAGGUUUGGAGCAGCUGACCAACAGCCCCAUGGAGUUCGUUGAAUACAACAAGCAGCAGCUGAGCCGGAUAUACCCCAAAGGGACCCGAGUGGAUUCCUCCAACUACAUGCCUCAGGUCUUCUGGAAUGCCGGCUGCCAGAUGGUGGCACUCAAUUUCCAGUCGCUUGACUUGCCAAUGCAGCUGAAUCUGGGCACCUUUGAGUACAAUCGCCGGAGCGGGUACCUACUCAAGCCAGAGUUCAUGCGGCGCCAGGACAAACUCUUUGACCCCUUCACUGAAGAUAUCAUUGAUGGCAUCGUGGCUAAUACCGUCAAAGUGAAGAUAAUCUCAGGACAAUUUCUUUCGGAUAAGCGGGUGGGCAUCUACGUCGAGGUGGACAUGUUUGGGCUGCCGGUGGACACCAAGCGCAAAUUCCGGACGCGGACAUCGCAGGGGAAUUCUUUCAACCCAGUGUGGGAUGAGGAACCUUUUUUGUUCCACAAGGUGGUGCUUCCUACAUUAGCCUCGCUGCGUAUAGCUGUCUUUGAAGAGGGGGGCAAAUUUGUGGGGCAUCGGAUACUGCCCGUCUCUGCCAUCCGUUCAGGCUACCACUACAUUUGCCUGCGCAGCGAAAGCAACCAGCCCCUCUGCCUCCCGGCCUUGCUGGUCUACACUGAAGCCUACGACUACAUCCCAGACGAUCACCAAAAUUAUGCAGAGGCUCUGAUCAACCCCAUUAAACACGUCAGCUUAAUGGACCAGCGAGCCAAGCAGCUUGUGGCUUUGAUAGGAGAGAGUGAGCAGGAGAAUGCAGAGAAGCCACGGACAUCGGUGUCGAGAAGUUCCUCUGGCGUGACCACUGGCCCCACUGAAGAGGCACACAAGCCCCCACCUCCCCUGCUCCCCCCAACCCGGAGCCCCAGCGUAGUUCCCAGUCAAGUGCAAAGGGACGAUCUGAUUGCCAGCAUCCUUGCAGAAGUGUCCCCCCAGUCCCUGGAGGAGCUGCGCCAGCACAAGUCCUUUGUGAAGCUGCUGAAGAAGCAGUACCGUGAGCUGAAGGAGCUCCGGCGGAAGCACAUGAAGAAGAUCUGCAGCCAAAACAAGAAGCAGAGUGCCCAGUUCUCCCAGGGGGAAAAAAGCCGGUUGCGCAGCCAGGAAGGGUCUCAAAGUUCUUUGGAGCUGGAUCAGGAGAGCCAGAUGCAAGGUCUGCUGCAGCUGCGGGAGGUUCAGCACCAGCUGGAGAGGGACUGCAAGCGAGAGCACCUGCGCCAGGCCCAGCAGCGCUUGAGAGAGAUUGCCCGGGAUUGCCAGGCUGCCCAGCUGAAGAAGUUGAAGGAGAUGAGUGAAAAAGAGAAGAAGGAGCUUCAGAAAAUCCUGGACCGGAAACGACACAACAGCAUCACGGAAGCCAAAUCCCGGGAGAGGAAGAGCAAAAAGGACGUGGAACUGACGGAGAUAAACAGGAGACAUAUCACCGAGUCGGUGAACUCCAUUCGCAGGCUUGAGGAAGCCCAGAAACGGCGCCAAGAGAAGCUACUGGCAGGACACCAGGGGAUACUACAGCUGAUUGAGGACGAAGAGCCACGGUUGGCAGCCCAGUUGGAACGCGAGUGCGAGCUGGAGGGCCUCACUCUGCCUCAGGAGAUCCGCCGUUACCUGCAGGAAGAGCUGGAUGGCAGCAUCAGCAACGGGCACCCCCCAGGCUCUCCCCUCGGCCCCACCCCUCCCGAAGAAGACCUGACCGUCUUGUGAGACUUGGAGGAGGACACCCGGCAGUGGCUGCAGUGCUGAUGUGCACAUGCGCACACAUGCACGCGAGAGAGAAACGGGAGGCAUCUUUGGGGCAUCUCCCGCCAUCCCAGGGCUUGUUAAAAAAUGUGUCGCGGGGCAGAGCCUAUGGAAGAAAAACACACACUAAAGGCACUUGGCUUCCCCCACCCCCUUUCCUUUAAAAAGCAAAAAGAGCAAAUGUUUUAUUUUUUUAAACUAAUUUUUUUUUAAUUCAUUAACUAAGUACAACUUGUCUUCUCCCAACCUCUCGGUCUGUGCUUUUUGAAGCUGGAAGAAAGACUUGCGGGAGGAGGAGUGACUGGUGAGGGCUAAAGUAUCAGGCAACCCUGGCGCCACCAACAUGCAUUCAUGCGCACCUCACACGUUGUGGGGGCGAGACAGGGAGGAUGGCAGCUGAUGGCGGCCUCUUUUGUGUUUUUUUUUCCUUUUAAUGCACUAUCUAGGGAGGGUGGGAUCUCCCAUACUCCCUGCUCGCCAAUACUUUUUCCCCUGCAGAGGGGAAGGAAGCAAAAAGGGCUAUUUUAAAAAUAAGAUCCUCCUCUUUAAAAAAAAUAAAAAUGGAGCAUGUGAGGGAAAAACAUGUGGGAAAACACCUCCACUCUCCCCCAGAGGAGCAGGGCUGCCUGCACAUGUAAAGCACAUGACUUCCCCAAAGAAUUCUGGGUACUGUUGUUUGUUGAGGGUGCAGGGAACUAGUCCUCUGUGAGGGGGGAAACUAUAGCUCCCAGGAUUCUUUGGUGGAUGUUGUGCACUUUACCGUGUGGAUAUGUGGGACUGAUCCACCAAGGCUUUUCUCACCAAAGGAGGGCCGGGCCUCCAUACACACUGUACAUUUAUAGCAUGACUCCCUCGCCUCCGGGAAUCCUGGGAAUGGUAGUUUACCCCUCUCUAAGCUCCAAUUCCCAGCACCCUUAACAAACUAUAGUUCCCAGGGUUCUCUUGGGGAAGUCGUGCACUUUAGAUCUUACGGUAUGUACACAACCUGUGUAUGUUUCUCCCUCUCACCCUUCCCCCCUUUCUAUGGGGUGAGGAGCUCGGGGGGCAGGGAAGCGGUGGACAGAUUUGGGAAGGCAAUGCAACAAAAGGGCUAAUUAAAAAAUCCUGGGAGGCAGGUCCUUCGCUGCUUUGGGAGAUGGGUGCGAAGAGCAAAAGGGGAGGGGGGCUUUUGUUCUGCCCAUGUUGUGGCAGGAAGACAACCUAGAGCCCCUCUCUUUUUAUUUCUUAUUUCCUUCCUAUGGAUGUAAUUUUCUUUCUUGCCUUAACUUUUUUUUUAACAUAUGUAAUAAACGUGUAAUUCAGUUGC